Molecule: messenger RNA, 1086 nt
Organism: Aspergillus steynii IBT 23096
Lineage: Eukaryota; Fungi; Ascomycota; Eurotiomycetes; Eurotiales; Aspergillaceae
Product: NAD dependent epimerase/dehydratase family protein
Exons: 4
Coding region: 4-1086 (360 amino acids)
Source: RefSeq, a predicted model, not a curated record
AAAAUGACUAACAAAUCAAUCUUUAUCACCGGAGCUUCUGGCUACAUUGGCGGAUCGAUACUGUCCAACCUUCUUCGCACCAAGGAGCAAUGGGCGACGAGCCUUCACAUAUCGGCAUUAGUUCGAACAGAGGUGCAAGCAGAAAUAGUGACGAAGCUUGGAGUUUCUCCUGUCAUGUUCAAGAGCUUUGAUGAGCUAGAACGACUCGAACAAGUCGGCGAAGAAUAUGACAUUAUCAUUCAUGCAGGAGCCGGCUGGCAUACUGCCUCCGCAAAGGCCUUGAUUACCGGCCAAGGUCGCCGACGCCAGAAGUCCAGGACGAAAGUUCACUAUUUCCAGAUUUCAGGAACUUCAAACCUCAGCGAUCGUCCCCAUACAGCCGGGUAUGUGAAUACUAAUUUGUUCUCCGACGAGGAAGAUAUCUUCUCGUACGAAAAGUACCGGGAGUCUUGCGAGGUCUAUCUUCAGAGGACGACCGAUAUUGCGGUAGUAGAAACCGGCGAAGCAUGGGACGUGACAACCUAUAUUGUCAUGGCGCCCACAAUCUUUGGGCUCGGAUCCGGCCCUAUCAACCGCUAUUCUAUUCAGCUACCGUCGUUGAUCGCGGAUGCCCUGAAAGAUGGGGGCUGCAGCGUUGUGGAAACUGGCCAGACAGUUUGGAGUCAUGUUCAUAUUGAAGACCUAUCGACUCUUUUUGUGGUCUUGGUUCAAAAGAUCAUAGAGGACACCCCUAUUCCAUCCGGCCGUCGAGGCAUAUACUUCUGCGAAACGGGAGAACAUACCCACUUCGAGUUCUCUGAACGGCUUGCAAAAGCGGGUUUUGAGCUCGGUCUGUUCAAGUCGGCGGAGGUUAAAACAAUCAGUCUUCAACUGGCUGGCGAUAAAUGGGCGUUUGGAAAUCCAUCUCGCGCGGAGUUGGCCUUUUCUUCAAAUGCUCGAACGAAGGCAACUAUCGGCCGCCAAAUUGGUUGGUCACCUUCACACGAUGGCGAAUGGGAAUCCACGUUCCAUACAGAGUUGAGGGAAUUCUUGAAAAGUCCACCGGCAAAGAGGGAUAUUCCACAGGUGCUCUUGCACAAAAAGUAA